GUUUAAAGGUGACUGGGAGCCAUCUUACGCACUCGCUUUACACCCCCCCAAAUAUGCCACAACUCUACACCUAAAACUCACAUAGACAAACACACAGAGAGAUAUACUCAGCCACAGCCGGUGGAAAACCUUUGAAAUCGCUGAUGUUGAUUUAUAGAUGAUAAAGGAAUGGACAAAAGAUUUGAAGAGACUUACUCUGGCUUUCUGGCCCCUGGUCUGUGAAACCUUUGCAGAGGAGGGAUUCAUUAAUUUGUGGAAGGAUAAAUGAAGCUAAUCUUCCCGCUUAUAAUAUCUGUGACCUGUUGCUUGAGUGACAUUCAUAUUAAGAUGCUCCACAAGAUACUUUUUUUGUGCUUUGGACACUGAGAAAGCUGUGGGGAGGACGACUUGCAAAUUGUUUUGCAAGCGCAUCAGGAUAAAGUAUUAUCACAUCUAUUGGCAUUGUCACUCACUGUUUGGCAGAGAGAGAAUAUUUAAGUCAUGAGUACAGCCAGAGUGGAGAAUCCAGUUAUUCUGGGACUGUCAAAUCAGAAUGGUCAAAUGCGAGGCUUGGUGAAGCCAGCAGGGGGGCCUGGAGGUGGUGGAGGGGGUUCCCAAACAACACAGCCUGCCCAGGUCAAGGCCUCCAGCACAGUCAACAAUGGUAACUCCCAGCUUGCACCCACCGCUAACACCAUCAUCAAGGCUGGGGACGACUGGAAGAAGAACCUAAAGCUUCCUCCAAAGGAUAUGCGCAUGAGAACCUCAGAUGUGACAUCAACCAAGGGAAAUGAGUUUGAAGAUUACUGCCUGAAACGUGAGCUGCUUAUGGGCAUCUUUGAGAUGGGCUGGGAGAAACCAUCACCUAUACAGGAGGAGAGCAUUCCCAUUGCAUUGUCUGGGAGGGACAUUCUGGCCAGAGCCAAGAACGGCACAGGAAAAAGUGGCGCCUACCUUAUUCCCUUACUUGAACGCAUUGACUUGAAGAAAGACAGCAUACAAGCAUUGGUCAUUGUGCCCACUAGAGAACUGGCUCUGCAGGUGAGUCAGAUCUCGAUCCAGGUCAGCAAACACAUGGGCGGGGUCAAGGUCAUGGCAACUACAGGUGGAACCAACCUCCGUGAUGACAUCAUGAGACUCGACGAAACAGUGCAUGUUGUCAUUGCCACUCCAGGAAGAAUUUUAGACCUCAUCAAAAAGGGGGUGGCCAAAGUCAGUCAAGUACAGAUGAUCGUGUUGGAUGAGGCAGAUAAGCUCCUGUCACAGGACUUUGUACAGAUGAUGGAGGAAAUUCUGAGCUAUUUGGCCAAGCAAAGGCAAAUUCUGCUGUACUCUGCCACCUUCCCUUUAAGUGUGCAGAAAUUCAUGAAUUCCCAUCUGCAGAAGCCCUAUGAGAUAAACCUGAUGGAGGAGCUGACCCUGAAGGGGGUUACCCAGUAUUAUGCCUAUGUGACUGAAAGGCAGAAAGUCCAUUGCCUUAAUACUCUCUUCUCCAGGCUCCAGAUCAAUCAGUCUAUAAUCUUCUGCAAUUCAUCCCAGCGAGUGGAGCUCCUGGCCAAGAAGAUCUCUCAGCUUGGAUACUCCUGUUUCUACAUUCAUGCCAAGAUGAGACAGGAACACAGAAACCGUGUGUUCCAUGAUUUCAGAAACGGCUUAUGUCGAAAUCUUGUCUGCACUGAUCUCUUCACAAGAGGAAUUGAUAUACAAGCUGUGAAUGUUGUGAUCAACUUUGAUUUUCCCAAACUUGGGGAGACGUACCUCCAUCGCAUUGGCAGAUCUGGUCGAUUCGGACACUUUGGUCUCGCCAUUAACUUGAUCACAUAUGAUGACCGCUUUAACCUGAAAGGUAUUGAAGAACAGCUGGGUACUGAGAUCAAGCCCAUUCCCAGCAGUAUUGACAAGAGUCUAUAUGUGGCCGAGUACCACAGUGAGAGUGGGGAGGAGGUUAAACUGUGAGCAGAAGAGAUCACCAAUCGUUUGUCCCCUCCAACCCUUUUUUUUUUUUUUUUUCUCCUGUCUGGUGCCACCACAAGGAAUGUGACAUUGCGACGGCCCAAUAAUUGGGAUGAACUCAUGGCCUAAUACAGACUGUUACACCAUUUUUUUCACCCUGAAGACUUCAAAUCAUUUAUGAGGAGGGAAAGAGGGGACAAGAGGAUCUGAAUUAGCAACCGAGGAAUAAAGUGACGACUAUAUUGACUGCAAGCACAUGCUCACCCUGCUCUCUAUCCCUAUGCAUCUUCAUUUGUAACAAGUGCCUUAAGCAGUUUAACUUGUUCAAAAAGUAAUAACCCCUUUUUUUCUUUUUUUUGGGAGACUAGAUCUCAUCUCAUGUCAGCCUUCUGCCAUUUAACAUCAGAAGAUCCAUUUUGCAUUUGCAACCUUGAGAUAUUUUGUGGAGAUUUUAUUAAAAAGAACUUAAACCGCAAGACUAGUAGGGGCAGCAUGUAUUGUUGUGCGGCCUCUGGCGUACUUGACUGGUGUGAACAGAAAAUCUCCUGGGGAACUGAGAUUAUAUCAGUGAAGAUAAUGACAGCAGUGAUAAGGUGGCAAGCUUUCAAAGGUCCUGCAAUCUCUCAAUGGCUUUUUCCUUCAUCUGCUCACAGAACAUGCCAUGACUCUAGAGACCCAUAACUCUUUCCUCCUCUGUCUUCAGUGGGCCAACACUAAGAGACUUGACCAGACUUGGACCAGCCUUUUCUUUUGGCCAUGAGGAAUCUCCCUUCAGAUGAAUGUGGAUACAUUUCCCCCCCCCCUUUUUUUUUUUUUUCCUAUUUUUAUUCAGUGCAGUUUCCAGGCACAUUGUAAAUAUUUUUUUUUUAUUUUUUUUAUGGAUUGUUUUAAACAAGCCAACAAGGCUGGAUGACCAUUAGAGAAGAAUGUUGAAAAGAGCUUUUAAAUCCAGGAUUCUGUCAGCACUGGGUGGCACUAUUUUGCUUAUCCCCAUUUUUCCCCCUCUUGGGAAAGAAGUUAAGCCAAGUUUAUACCAGUGCACCACCUUGUUAAGAAAAAUUGGACUCCAGUUUUGUUUUUUUUUAAUCCUAAAAUUCUGUUCAAGAGUCUGUUUGGGUAUAAGCUUGUAGACUCUCAAAUAUAAUUUGAGCAGGUGGGUGCAGUUCAAAUUUGCUCUUGUGUAUUAUAAAUUAACUCAUCCUUUACCCAGUGUUGACAGUUCCUGACUUGAGUAGCUCAAUCGGCCUCAUUUAAGAAUGAAAACAUGAGGCUUAUUUGCUUUCCAGCCUUUUGUUUGUAACACUGACUUACGAGGCACUCUGCAGGGUCCCCUAGGCUGUUGGCACUAGGACAUGAUGACAUUAAAAAGACCUUUGGGUGGGGGAUGGGGUGGUUGAAAGACUUGGACAUUUCCCAUUGGAAAAAUAUAUGUAAAACAAAAUGGAUGAAUUAUGAACAAUGGACUAACAAUAUAGCGGCAAAGGGAUCUAGUGCACAGUUUGUCCUUUUUCACAAUAAGAUGCUGCACAGACUUUACAGAAUCUAAACCUUUGCAUUGUGGGCUGCACUUAUAUUUGAACUCUAGUUCAGGGGUUGGGCAAUAAUGCGGACCGAACUUGUGCUGAAGGCGCUUGCUCGGUUUGGAUAGAGGUGUUAAGACUGACCGUGAACAGGUAAUUGCUAUUUGAUUU
Messenger RNA from Xyrauchen texanus (razorback sucker), 3623 nucleotides. Its product is annotated as probable ATP-dependent RNA helicase ddx6. Bases 481 to 1935 code for a protein of 484 amino acids. Gene Ontology annotation, biological process: cytoplasmic stress granule assembly; P-body assembly. Gene Ontology annotation, cellular component: P-body; cytoplasmic stress granule. The transcript is spliced from 14 exons. The record is from RefSeq and is a predicted model, not a curated record. NCBI's taxonomy places the organism in Eukaryota, Metazoa, Chordata, Actinopteri, Cypriniformes, Catostomidae. Gene Ontology annotation, molecular function: RNA helicase activity; mRNA binding; ATP binding.